Molecule: messenger RNA, 291 nt
Organism: Pochonia chlamydosporia 170
Lineage: Eukaryota; Fungi; Ascomycota; Sordariomycetes; Hypocreales; Clavicipitaceae
Exons: 1
Coding region: 1-291 (96 amino acids)
Source: RefSeq, a predicted model, not a curated record
AUGGGAUAUAGUCUAGUCUGGCAGAAUAUGUCCUCUUUUACCGCAGUUUCAUGGUUCAAUUCUGUGCCUUUUAGGUCUGUGAGUCUGCGUGGGCAGUUUGGCACUACGUAUUUAAACCAUUUCUGGCUCUUUUCAAUAGCGGCGGCUCCAAGCUCUAUAGCCCAGUCCGAUUGUCGAUCCAAGAGCAACUCGCGAGUAGCCGUGUCAGCAGUGCGAAUCGCCCAUCAAGUUUUGACGGUUUUAGCCUGUGGGAUCUUGUUUUGGUCAAUUCCGAGCUUUGUCGAGAUGUGA